GGACCUCGUUCCCUCCUGUGGGUUUCCCUCUCUGUGACGGAGGAAGCGAUUUCGGACGGGGCUGAGAGCGAGGAGCGACGGGAGGCAGCCGGUGUCUGUCUGUCUGUGUGUGUGACACCCUCCUCUUCCGGCAAUGGACGUCGACCGGCUCCAGGAGGCUCUGAAAGAUUUUGAAAAAAGAGGAAAGAAGGAAGUUUCUCCUGAACUCGACCAGUUUCUGUGUCAUGUUGCAAAAACUGGAGAGACCGUGGUCCAGUGGCCACAAUUCAAAGAGUACUUCGUAUUUAAACUGGAGAUGGUAAUGGAUGAUUUUCGCACUUCUGCUCCUGAACAAAGAGGAUCCCCGAAUCCAAAUGUGGAAUAUAUUCCUUUUGAUGAGAUGAAGCAAAGAAUACUGAAGAUUGUCACUGGCUUUAAUGGCACUCCUUUUACUAUUCAGCGGCUCUGUGAGUUACUGACGGACCCACGAAAGAAUUACAACGGCACGGACAAGUUUCUUAGAGGAGUGGAAAAGAAUAUCAUGGUUGUGAGCUGUGUAUACCCUUCUUCUGAGAAAAACAAUUCUACUAGUCUGAACCGCAUGAAUGGCGUUAUGUUUCCAAGUAACUCCCAGAGUUACACAGACAGGUCAAACGUUAAUGGUCCUGGAACCCCAAGACCAAUGAUUCGGCCAAAAUUCUCCUUGUCAAGCCCAAUGAACACAAAUGGUUUGCCUGACAGUACGGAAAAUAAAGAGUCGGACUUGCAGCAGAAAGAGAAGAGUCAGAGUGAUUCUGCCGUGUCUGAUGAUGGAUCACAAGCAACCACUUCAAGAAAUAAGCACUCGGCUGAGGACUCGGCAGAGGUUGAGGAACACGAAGUGAAGAGACUAAAAUUCGACCCGGACGAGGAGGAGGAAGCUGCCUGUGCUAAUCCAGACGCAUCUAGUGAGGUCUCCACAGAAAUGGCAGAGGAAGCAGAAUCUGCAUCUACAAGUGCGGAUAAAGGGAAAGAAAGCUGUCAAACAGCACAGGCUUCUGAUGAAGAGUCUUUAAUGACAGCGAGUGAAUCGACGGAGGCAGAAAGCAACGAGAGAGACAGUGAGAACGUGAGUGUGACGGAAGAAUCCUCAGAGGAGAGUCAUCACAUGGACCAAUCGGAAGAGUCCGAAUCAGCCUGUUCUCUGACCAGUGACGAGCACAACUCUACUGCGGCAGCAACAACGAGCACUGAGGAUGCCGACCCCAGCGAGGAGGAACAUCUGGCAACUUCUAGUGGGAAGUCCACUGAAACCCUUACAUUGUCUCCUAUGGAAAACAGUGAAGAGGCCACCGAUGCUCCAGAGGAACCAAUGGAACAAGACUAACCCCCGACACACCAGUAUUUUCCACACACUUCUGUUUUUACACUGUAUAAAAAAAUUUUAUGUACAAAAACAAAAAAAAGGACCUUUUAGUUUUUUCAAAAGGCAAGUAAACCACAAACUCCUGGAAUAAAAACAAAAAAAAA
Molecule: messenger RNA, 1488 nt
Organism: Xenopus laevis (African clawed frog)
Lineage: Eukaryota; Metazoa; Chordata; Amphibia; Anura; Pipidae
Gene: ppp4r2.L
Product: protein phosphatase 4 regulatory subunit 2 L homeolog
Cellular component (GO): cytoplasm; nucleus; protein phosphatase 4 complex
Molecular function (GO): protein phosphatase regulator activity
Source: RefSeq, marked provisional